UUUGCCUUUCAGCGCCCGACAACGCUCGAUAAAUACAUGUAGUUCAAUUAAAUGUUUACAUAUAAGCUUAGUGUAGAGACGAAGUUAGUCGUACCACGGACUUCUAAUCAUCAGUCAUUUGAAGUCCAUGGUCGAACAGCCUGUCGGAAUUUCUCUCCAUUCAGCACAUCAACAGAGACUCUGAGGUAUCCCAGUGCCGUGGGAGUCUGGAGGGGACUCGAGGGACAAUGGCCAACUCAGAUACCAGUAAUGCUAUAGUCGACCAACCACUUGGACAUUAUAAUAAGGUUGGAAGCAUUUCAAACACACCAGAUGAAACAGUGAGGACUUCUGUAUCAGAUGUUGUUGUAAGACUUAUGGAAGAGCACGAUGCUGAAUUCGUUGGUAGAAUGGAGGUCCAGUCUUUUAGUUCUAAAUACGAACACGCAGUGGGAAAGAGCAGAAUUGACAAAGUUACCAUUAUACGCCAGGAUUAUUACCGAGAUAUAGAUGAUAAAACAAACUGCCGGGUCCUUGUUGCUGAAUAUAAAAACAAACGCGCAGGGAUGCUCUAUAGCAGGUUCCAUGGGUAUAGAGCUCCAAGGGGUUUGUCGUGUUGUGACCUUUGUGGGAGACUUGGAUGUCGCGGCGCAAAUGGCAUGCUUUGGCUUAACUGCCUGGAGUGUUUUGGGGGUGUAGCUCAAGGGGAAUGUUACGUAGAUGCGAUAUGUGUUGACGAGGAGUUCAGGGGGCAAGGUAUUGGCAAAAUCUUAAUGGAACGAGCCGAGCAAGAGGCAAAAGGAAUUGGAUGUUCAAAAAUGACGCUCCAUGUAGCUCAAAGUAACCGUGCGAUAUCUCUUUACCAAAGAGAAGGUUAUGAUAUUUCCGAAAGUGUAGAUGGAUGUUGCUGUCUAUGGUGUGCACUUGGUAUAAGGAAACUUUAUAUGAUGACUAAGGUGAUAUAGAUUGAUGGAUGUCGGCUUACUACGAAUGAAUCAGGAUAAGUCUCUGGACAAGACACUGUCACAAAAUGGCCAUACAUCAACUCAGGACAUCGCAUCAAACAAAACACAUUUAGUGGUACACCUGUGUGGUAUAUGGAUAUGGAAUCACUGACAUUUUGGACAUUUUAUGUUAAUCCUGGCUGUCACUUCGAGUUAUGUGUUAUGUUAUUUUUGCUGGCGUUAAUCCGAAUAGAACUACAAUUUACUCAUCUCAAUAAACAAACGUUUUGUGAUUUAAUUCCAGAAAACGAAUUCUAAAAUACCCAGGAUUUUAUUUAGGUAGGUAUUUUAAGGUUGAGAGGCGUGGAUAAUAAGAUAAUCCAAAUAUCCUGAACGACUAUAGGAUGAUCUGUUUAUC
Molecule: messenger RNA, 1341 nt
Organism: Owenia fusiformis
Lineage: Eukaryota; Metazoa; Annelida; Polychaeta; Sabellida; Oweniidae
Source: the annotation of a GenBank genome assembly